Molecule: messenger RNA, 1617 nt
Organism: Entamoeba dispar SAW760
Lineage: Eukaryota; Evosea; Mastigamoebida; Endamoebidae
Exons: 1
Coding region: 1-1617 (538 amino acids)
Biological process (GO): protein homooligomerization
Source: RefSeq, a predicted model, not a curated record
AUGAAUUCCAAAGAGCAGAGUGAAUUAAUUCAACGACAAAGACAAGAGAUUGCUGUUAUUAGGGAAGAAGUUGACAAUAAAUUAGAUAACCUUCAGGAAUCACUUAAAGUUAAUGAAAAGACAUUUUUAGAAAUGAUGGUUCUUGAAGGGAAUAGUAAAUUAAGAAUAGUAGAGACUAUAAAACAAAGUAUCCCACAAACUGAAGAUACUGUAAUUGCAACAAAUCAAUUAGAAGAAUUGUUACAAGGAUUUCUUCAAAUGCAUAAAGACGGAAGUUCUAAAAUUGAACAAAUUUUAGAAGGAGUUGUUAACGAUUUUAACAGAAUCAAAACUGAUAUGUUAAUCAGUAUCGAUGUCUCAUUAAGAAGCAUGGAAAAACGAUUAAAAAAAUAUGAAGAACAAUUCAAAGAAAUAGAAAGGUUCCAAAAGUCACUUGGUAGUUUUAGUCCUAAAGAAGUUACAAUUGAAUUUAUUGAUGGAGAAGAAACUAUUGAUGAAAACGUCAUACAAAGUGGUCGUUGUCAAAAUAGUUUUUUUGCUAAAUAUAUAGCUUUUAAACAAGAACCCAAGGGGGAUGAUUUAGAUGAAAUAAAAGAGCAAAACGAAGAAUCUCAAAAUGAAGAAAAGACAGUUACUGAAGAGAUUGAAUCAGAUAAAACAGAAAAGAAGAAAAUUAGAAUAAAUAGAAGUAAGGAACUUUUCAAAUAUGUGUUAAUGUAUCUAACUAAAGGUGAAAUUAUUUGUAAUGAUAAAAGUCUUAAUGAAAUUCAAGCCAUUGUCAAUGAGUUAAUGGAGUAUGGAAUUAAUUCUGAUGACAUUUAUGAUUCAAUGAAAAAAUGUGUUAAUGCAUUUAUAUUAAGUCAUAAUGAAUUAACUAUUAAAGAAAUAUGCACGUCCAUCAAUCUUCAAGACUAUGAACAACUCUUUAUUCUUCAAAAAUCAAGUUUGGAUUGUGGAGAAUUUGAGAAAAAAAUAUUUGAAUUAAUACUAUCGAAACAAACAAUCAAAUCAGCACAAGAAAUAAUAAACGACAUGAUUUUCAAUGGAGGUGUUCAUAUUGAAAAGAUACAUAAAAAGGAAUUGAUUGAUUUUAUUGUUUCUUCUUUACCAAAACGAGGUUCUAUUAAAUUUAAGGUUUCAAAUGGAAAUAUGUUAGUUUCAGGUUCAACAAUUACUAAUAAAUUACAUAAACAGUUCAAUACUGCAAUGAUUCCUGAACAAGUUUCAGCAUACACAGCUAGAGUUGCUGCACCAGGAAAAUCAGGAAUUUGUAAUGCUAUGUAUAUUGGAUUCACCUAUGCCACUCCAGACACUAUUCCAGUAGGGCAGCAAUGGGUUAAAAUGGGAUAUUAUAUGUCUAUUUAUAAUGGAAAUUUAUAUUCUGAAAAAAUAAAUCCAAACACUCCUAACCAUCAAUACUACAAUUCUGAAAUUACAAUGGAAGAUUCUAUUGUUUGUUGGUAUUCAAAGGAAGACAAAGCUAUUGGAUUUAUCAUUAAUGGUGUUUUGUUAAAACCUGCUUUCAUUGGAAUAACUCAAACCGAGUUAUAUCCAAUCGUUGUAAUGUAUGAAGCUGAUCAAUCAUUUAUUCUUGACAGCUUUAUCCCUCUUAAAUGA